Messenger RNA from Quercus robur (English oak), 955 nucleotides. RefSeq names its product SNF1-related protein kinase regulatory subunit gamma-1-like. The transcript has 3 exons. The record is from RefSeq and is a predicted model, not a curated record. NCBI's taxonomy places the organism in Eukaryota, Viridiplantae, Streptophyta, Magnoliopsida, Fagales, Fagaceae. The coding region runs from base 70 to 735 and encodes 221 amino acids.
CGAGACAUCUCUGGGUCAUUUUGCUGGGCCCCAUUUCUUGCUUUGCAAACAUCCAACUCAUUUCUUACUAUGCUCUUGCUGCUUUCAAAGUAUAAAAUGAAAAGUGUUCCUGUGGUUGAUUUGGGUGAAGGUAAAAUUGAAAACAUCAUCAUACAAUCUGCUGUCAUUCAUAUGCUAGCAGAAUGUGCUGCACUUCAAUGGUUUGAAAAUUGGGGAACCAAGAGAUUAUCUGAGCUCAGACUUCCAGUGAUGACACCAAAUAGUAUUAUCAAGGUCCAUGAGGAUGAACCGGUGCUCCAGGCAUUUAAGUUGAUGAGGAAAAGGUGGAUUGGAGGGAUUCCUGUUAUUGAAAAGGGGAGUAGCAGGGCAGUGGGUAAUAUAAGCUUAAGAGAUGUUCAGUUCUUGCUAACUGCUCCAGAAAUCUACCAUGAUUAUAGAUCUAUCACGGCUAAGAACUACCUGACAGCCGUUAGAAGCUACUUAGAGAAAAAUCAUGAGAACUGCCCAUUAGUGACUGGCAUGAUCACGUGCAAAAGGGACCACACAAUGAAAGAAUUGAUUCAGCUUCUUGAUUCUGAGAAGAUUCACCGGAUAUAUGUUGUCAAUAAUGAUGGGAAUCUAGAGGGAGUUAUCACACUGAGAGACAUUAUCUCAAAGCUAGUACAUGAGCCCCAUGGCUACUUUGGCGAUUUCUUUGAUGGUGUUCUGCCACUGCCCCAAAACAGCAGGGUUUAACAUCAGGAAUAACAUCGAUUGACAUUUUUUUGUUGUUGCUAGUUUUGUUUUCUUGUAAUGACCUCUCCUUGUCCUUUGGUUUCUUGGAGAUGGGUUGAUUACGGUGAUUGUAACAUAGGCAAGCACUUGUGAUUAAUUUUACCUUAGUGUGACUGAGUUAACUUUUCGGUAUAUUUUCCCCCAGUGUUACAAUCUAAUAAAGAGAUCCCUUCUUCAUCUA